AACGCCGAGCACCUGGGGAGGUGCCCGGGGGCAGGGAGCAGAUUCGGGAAGAAACUUUGCAGCGGAUUCUCUUCCCCCCCCCGGGGAACCGGGGAGCUGCUGCAGAGCGCCCGGAGCUGGCCGCGCUGGGGUCUGUCUGGCGGCUGCUGCGGCUGCUGCGCUCCGAGGAGCAAGUGCCUUUAGCCUGGAGCCUCCGGGGCCACGGUUAAUAGAGGAGCCAUAAUUCUCCAGACCUACUUCACUCUUCUCUCAAUUUCCUGCCAAACCCUGGUGUACAGAUUGCAAGAAAGUCUCUACUUUGGACCUCAUGGCUCUCUGCCUUUGUCAACUUCUGUAAACAAUGGGAUAUUAACAUCUCUUGGAGAAGAAGAUUUGGCUUCUUUUCCUGAAGUUGGGGCAUCAACAGUGGAUCCUGGAUGAAAAGAAAAAAAAAUCAGAUGGCUAACAUCUCCUUGUUGUAUUAGAAAACAAAGUCAGCCAUAAACAAGUGUAUGGUCAUCUUAGAAGUGCAGAGAUCAAAGAAAAAAAAAUAGGACAGAAAUUGAGGAGAAAUAAAAGUUACCACCACUUCCCUGUUUGGGUGAAGGUCAAGGGCAAUGGAUGUCAUAGAGACAGCAAAGCUUGAAGAACAUAUGGAAAAUCAAACCAAUGACCCUGCAAAUAGUUACACAAGACCUACUGAACCUACUGAUGAAGACAAUAAAAAUGGCAAUGGCAAACCCAAGAGCUUAUCCAACGGCUUGCGAAAGGGUGCCAAAAAGUACCCGGACUAUAUUCAAAUUUCUAUGCCCGCUGAAGCAAGGAACAAAUUUCCCCUAGAAUGGUGGAAAACAGGCAUUGCUUUUGUCUAUGCCCUAUUCAACCUAAUCCUGACGACCGUCAUGAUCACAGUUGUACAUGAGAGGGUGCCUCCCAAGGAGCUCAGCCCUCCACUACCGGACAAGUUCUUCGAUUACAUUGAUCGAGUGAAAUGGGCAUUUUCUGUAUCAGAAAUAAAUGGGAUGAUAUUAUUUGGGUUAUGGAUUACCCAGUGGCUGUUUCUGAGAUAUAAGUCAAUAGUGGGACGGAGAUUCUUUUUUAUAAUGGGCACUUUAUACCUGUAUCGAUGUAUUACCAUGUAUGUUACUACCCUACCUGUGCCUGGAAUGCACUUCCAAUGUGCACCAAAACUCAAUGGAGACUCUCAGGCAAAAGUGCAGCGGAUCUUGCGACUGAUCUCUGGUGGCGGAUUGUCCAUAACUGGGUCACACAUCUUGUGCGGAGACUUCUUAUUCAGCGGCCACACUGUUGUGCUGACUCUUACUUACCUGUUCAUCAAAGAAUACUCACCCCGCCACUUCUGGUGGUAUCAUUUGAUAUGCUGGCUGCUGAGUGCUGCUGGGAUCAUCUGUAUUCUUGUGGCCCAUGAACACUACACUGUUGAUGUGAUAAUUGCUUAUUAUAUCACAACAAGACUCUUCUGGUGGUACCAUUCCAUGGCUAAUGAAAAGAGCUUGAAGGUUUCAUCACAGACUAAUUUCUUAUCUCGAGCAUGGUGGUUCCCCAUCUUCUAUUUUUUUGAGAAAAACAUACAAGGCGCAAUUCCUUGCUGCUUCUCUUGGCCAUUAUCCUGGCCACCUGGCUGCUUCAAAUCCUCCUGCAAAAAAUACUCACGGGUUCAGAAAACAGGAGAGGACAAUGAAAAAUCCACUUGAAAGGAGGAAUCAUCAGGAAAAAGGCAUAGGCUCUAAGACCAAAACGUUUCAUGCUAUAACCAAAGGUAGAGUUUUGUUUUGUUUUGUUUCUUUAAUAGGAUUGACUGGUAUGUGAAGAAGUGGACCAAAUUUUGUGUAAAUGAUUUGAAAGAUAAACAAAGUAUUGUCCCAUGACAUGGUGUUUAUUUGUCUAGAAAAAAAAAAAAAAAAAGACUUCUGCAGCUCUUUACCCAUUGAUGAUGAGACCCAGGACUGUGACUGACCAAUGAGGUUGUAAAAGAGGUGCCAAAGAACACAUCCCUUCCAUCCCUGGUCCCAUUUCAUUCUUUGCCCUCCAACAAAGCCCUUCCCCUCAGAACUUAGAGCGCAUUCCUAAUCCUCCCCUCUCACCCAGCACAGCAGAAUUUGGUGGUGUUUUAAACAUAUUAUCAGGCUAUAUAUAUAGCUACAGUAUGAAGGAAAUAGUAACUCAAUGUUGGGAAGUAGGUGAUAGCAUUCUCAAGGCUUCUCAUUGGAGCCUCAGUGAGGGUGACACCCGUCAUUCAAGGGGAUGGAAAAUUCUGGGCAAACUGCUGCUGUUUUCACUGCUUUUGGGAGGGGAAAGGAUAGCUUAGAACCCUGGAAUAGUCACUGUUGCUACCACCCAAUGAAUAACAUACCUACCACUUUAUACAUUUUUUUUUUUACUGGUGACUUUAUUUUUUAAAAUAAUGCUAGGCUAAUGUGCUCCAACUGCAAACAUGUCUGGCAACAUCACAAUGGUUUUACAAAUGUGUAAAUACUACAUUUUUAAAGUGUAUUUAAUAGACAUCAAGAAAACAAUACUGGGAUAUUCGUGACAGGACAAUGAAUUUUGCUUCCGUGUUCUGUCCACUAGGGUGUUUGAACUGUCCCUGUGCAGAAAAGGUAGAUGUCAUGGAUUAAAAAAACACUUGUCAAGUCCUCUCCACAAGUUUACUUGUGUGUGGACUAGGUAUAGACUCUAGCAAUGACGAAAGAUCUCUGGUCACACUGAAUUAUGAAGGAUCCUUGUUCUAAAUAUUUACCUCGUCCUUUUUGAAAACUCAAGAUAGAUGCCUACAAUUUUGAUGUAUUCUUGCCUUUUUUCAAAAGACUCCACUAGCCAGAAUAUACUUAGACAGAUACUGUAGUGCUUUAGUCCUUACCCAGUCAGAAUGGUUAUUACUUGGUGCUGAACGAGUGUGUGACUGUUAUAUCUACACAGUGACUACGUGUUUGUUUAUAGAUUUAUUUAAUGAUGUAAUACAAAACAGAAUGGAUUUUUUCUUUUCAAUCUUAGCAGACCGCAUUAUUUAACACUAGAAUAUCUUUGGCUGAUCUCUGAAUUUAUUUCCUCACAUGUUUGAGGGCUAUUUUUAAAGACUUCCAAUAAAACCCAGCAAAAAGAAGUAA
Messenger RNA from Vombatus ursinus (common wombat), 3107 nucleotides. RefSeq names its product sphingomyelin synthase 2 (gene SGMS2). Gene Ontology annotation, biological process: sphingomyelin biosynthetic process; ceramide biosynthetic process. The transcript is spliced from 7 exons. The coding region runs from base 597 to 1694 and encodes 365 amino acids. The record is from RefSeq and is a predicted model, not a curated record. Gene Ontology annotation, molecular function: ceramide cholinephosphotransferase activity; sphingomyelin synthase activity. Gene Ontology annotation, cellular component: Golgi membrane; endoplasmic reticulum membrane. Lineage: Eukaryota; Metazoa; Chordata; Mammalia; Diprotodontia; Vombatidae.